Molecule: messenger RNA, 760 nt
Organism: Rhineura floridana
Lineage: Eukaryota; Metazoa; Chordata; Lepidosauria; Squamata; Rhineuridae
Product: prolyl-tRNA synthetase associated domain-containing protein 1-like
Exons: 2
Coding region: 189-725 (178 amino acids)
Molecular function (GO): aminoacyl-tRNA deacylase activity
Source: RefSeq, a predicted model, not a curated record
CCUAAUGAUAAGAGGCGGCUUCCAACUAACUGCAAAGGGGCUCCGCGAGCCAGGAACGCGACAUUUGUUUCGGCCUCGCCGUCCGCUCUCUCCGGUCAAGCGGAAAGGCGGCACCUCCUCCUCUCUCGCAGAUCAGCUGACGAGGAUCAUCAGCUUGGGAGGCCUGAAGCGAAUGGGGAGGAUCGGCCAUGGCCGGGCAGCAGGAGCAGGAAGGGGGACUUCGAAAGGCGCUCGAGAAUUACCUGCAGGGCUUGGGCAUCCAAGCGCUCAGCCUGGAACACCCCCAAGUGUUCACAGUUGAAGAAAUGAUGCCUUAUGUCCAGCAAUUGAAAGGAGCUCACAGCAAAAAUCUUUUCCUUAAAGAUAAGAAGAAAAAAGGAUUCUGGUUGGUGACAGUUCUUCAUGACAGGCAAAUCAGUUUAAAUGACUUGGCGAAGAAACUGGGCGUUGGCAGUGGGAAUCUGCGUUUUGCAGAUGAAGCGGCCAUGCUGGAUAAGCUGAAAGUUGGUCAGGGAUGUGUGACCCCCUUAGCUCUUUUUUGUGACCAGGGGGAUGUGAAGUUUGUGUUGGAUGCUGGCUUUCUGGAAGGAGGCCAUGAUAGGUUGUAUUUUCACCCAAUGACAAAUGCAGCAACCAUGGGACUACAUCCAGAUGAUUUCCUAAGAUUUCUCAAGUCCACAGGACAUGAACCUAUACUUGUACAUUUUGAUGAAAGUGACAAGUAGCUUUACAACACCAUUUGUAAUGUGAAAAUUUGAAA